AUGGUAUACACUUCGUUGACUGAUGCUCCUCAGGAUUUCAGGGAGGGUGUUGACUGGUUGUUAGCCAUGAAGGGAAAAGAUGCCUACAAAAACUUGGCGGCUAUGGCUGAGGCAGUUCACCAUCUGUUCGAACGCGAUACGCUUCGGUCAGAGGUGUUGGAAGCUCUGAAGAAAACCCAGGACAUUUCUCAGAAGUUCUUGGACCAAGAAGGUCUAAAAGAUCAGUUAUUCGUAAAAGAAUUCCUACAGAGACUCGCCAAGCCUUUGAACAAGCUACCCGGCGCACUAGCUGAUAGCCCAGAUGUCACUUCUACAACCGUAACAAAGGACCUAGUUCAUGUUGUGGACCGUUGUGAGAAGUUCCUGAAAAAGAGCAAGCUGUAUAAACAGUAUGAGGCUGCUUACAGUUCAGAAGCUUCGUGGGAGGCAUCAUGCGCAAAGGACCCGGAAGCUUGCGCGGUGGUCCUCGUGGGGAUUGCGCCAAUGCUAUACGCAGGCCUGCGUUCUUUGCAGGUUGCGAGCGCACAUGCGCUUGAAAACGAGUCGGAUUCCAAGGCCAAGGAGCGUAUGGGAGAGGUGUUAAAAGCUGUGGGUUUCAAAGAGUCGGACUGCCCUGAUAGCGAGAGAAGCUCACCUGUGCACAAGGCAUUGAGACGUGUUGAUGAACAUGUAUUUACCGUACUUCACAACCUCGCUGGAUUUUGGGUUUUCAAUUGA
This is a messenger RNA of Babesia ovata, 717 nucleotides long. RefSeq lists its product as uncharacterized. The record is from RefSeq and is a predicted model, not a curated record. The transcript has a single exon. The coding region runs from base 1 to 717 and encodes 238 amino acids. NCBI's taxonomy places the organism in Eukaryota, Apicomplexa, Aconoidasida, Piroplasmida, Babesiidae.